CAAAGGGAAGACACCCCCUCUUCCCUUCAUGUUUGUCUCCACACAGCUGAAUCAUUCACAAUACAACGCCACAGGAACUCAAGACCAUUCAGAUCACGAAUGCCAAAGUCAGGGGGUCAGGAGCUGUGGAGAGUGUCUGGCAGCAGGGCCACACUGUGCUUGGUGUGCUGAGGAGACCUGUGUCAAGAAUUUUCUAGAAGUGGGCCAGCACGCAUGGGAGCGCUGUGACACGGCCAGGGCGCUGCAGAGGAGGGGCUGUCCUUUUGAUCGCCUGGAAAACCCCAGAGGUUCCACUGUCCUUCUAAAGAACCAAAAGAUCACGUCCCACCCUAAAGAACAAAAACCCAUCGCCAGCACAGGCAGGUCACGCAACUCCAGCCUCAGACUGUCCUGCUGCACUUCAGUCCAGUGUCUUAGCAUCACUUUGUGUGUGUGUGUGUGUGUUUAGAGCUAGAUGACAAUACAAUUUUCCUGUUUUGUUUUUUUUUUUGUUUUUUUUCAUCAAGGAGAUAUCUUCCAUAUUCAGAUCUCUGUCUCAUCUCUCUUCAAGCACAAAUAAGUCACUUAGAAAAGUGGUUGGAAAACAAUAGCCAACUAAUUAAAGUACAGUAUAUGGAUAACUUUUCAGAAGAAGUCGUUUCUGAACACACGAGCCGUGCUGCCUCAGGAAUAACAAAGUCAGAACAUGGCUUAACUUCACAGAGUCUUUGGCAAUGGCACAGGUAGCAAAGGUCCUGGUUGCAAACAGAAGCAGUCGGCUUUAUGGGAAACUAAUGGUAUAGAUAGAAGGUACACAUUCAUCAUAAACAAGUUGUUUUGUGCUGUGUAUAUAAGCAAAAUAUCAAAAUGAUGUGGUUCGGGCAUCUGAUCAGGAUGCCUCCUGGGCGCCUUCCUUUGGAGGUUUUCCGGGCACAUCCAACUGGUAGGAGACCCCGGAGGCAGACCCAGAAUACACCGGAGAGUUUAUAUAUCUCAUCUGGCUUGGGAACGCUUCGGGAUCCCUCAGGAGGAGCUGGAAAAUAUUGCUUGAGAGAGUGACAUCUGGACUAACUUCCUUAGCCUGUUGUCACUGGAUAAGCAUCAGAAAAUGGAUGGAUGGCAUAGCUAGAAAUACUGAGGUCAUGAGUCCAAAAUCCCCCAGCAACUCCUUACCCCUUAAAGGAACUAACUACCACAAAAGAAAUUCUUAAAUAUUUUUUUUUUUUCCACAUUUUAUAUACGAAUUAACUGUCAAAUUAAAUACACUAUAACUUUUAUCUCCCUACAUGAUGGUCUAAAGGCUAUUACAUACAGUAAUUUUGUUUGAAAAUAUCAAAACACUUAAACAGUAAAUUUUUGGCCUAACGUUUUGGCUUAAAAAUACAGAAUCUAAACAAAUGUCAGAAUCAGCCUUAAAAAGUUCACUGUAUGUGAUUUGUGUGUAGAAACUCCUCGUCAAGACAGUAACCCCUCCAAAUACCCAGGACAUGUCCUUAGUGUUACAGCUGUGGAAUUAUGUUUUAAAACAAAUGACCACAUUUCCAGUUUGUAGAUGAACCCCAGAGCUUUGAGGUGAAGUUUAAAUGUGUGGAGGACUAUUGCAUAGACCAGUACUACUUGAUGGAUCC
Molecule: messenger RNA, 1607 nt
Organism: Siniperca chuatsi (mandarin fish)
Lineage: Eukaryota; Metazoa; Chordata; Actinopteri; Centrarchiformes; Sinipercidae
Product: integrin beta-1-like
Exons: 4
Coding region: 29-448 (139 amino acids)
Biological process (GO): cell migration; cell adhesion mediated by integrin; integrin-mediated signaling pathway
Cellular component (GO): cell surface; integrin complex; focal adhesion
Molecular function (GO): integrin binding
Source: RefSeq, a predicted model, not a curated record